This is a messenger RNA of Gordionus sp. m RMFG-2023, 408 nucleotides long. RefSeq lists its product as uncharacterized. The record is from RefSeq and is a predicted model, not a curated record. Bases 1 to 408 code for a protein of 135 amino acids. NCBI's taxonomy places the organism in Eukaryota, Metazoa, Nematomorpha, Gordioida, Chordodea, Parachordodidae. The transcript has a single exon.
AUGGGAAACCUGGUGGAACCACGAUUCGCGGAAACGAAACAUAUAACGGCCAUAAACGACCUGAUAGUAAAUAGAGAAACCUGCUGGAUUAAGAGUUACAGGAAUGAAGGGAUGAUAGCGGGGAGAGUGGGAGUAAUAAUGGAUGUACUGCAUAGAAGGCAUAUAGAUGUUGGUUGCAUACGAGAAACCAGAUGGAAAGGUUAUGCCGCAAGAAUUAGCAGGACAAAUGAAAAGUAUAAAUUAUUCUUGCAAGUAAGUAAUGAUGAUAUUGCUGGUGUUGGGGUAUUUGUUGCUGAGAAAUGGGUGGACAAAGUAAUCGAAGUUAGGAGACUAGAUAACCAGAUAAUGAUUAUCAAUAUAAUCUUUGGUAGAAGGUUAUGCAAUAUUAUCACGGCAUAUGUCCCUUAG